GUCCAGGGGAAUUUUCUCCUGACCAUUCCCACUGAAACAUAAUGAUUACUAGAUAACCCCCAUUCCUCAGUGGUGCAACACACCAUGCACACCAAUACACAAAUAAAACGCAAGCCCGCCCCUCAAACCAUCUCCCCGGACGGCACCAUCCGCGGCGUGAUAACGGUGUCGCCUUCACCAACACCACCGCCACAACCAUGCAUAUCUUCAAAGCAACAGCUACAAGUCCAACAACAACCACUAUCACAAUCACAACCACCAUCACCACGUCCUCAUCGGCCCCCACCACCCUACACACCACCCCUCCCCAUCCGCUCCGCAACCACCCACAAUGAACCAUCCUAUCCAGCCCGUACCCCCUCUCCUCUCCCACCACCACCCCCUCGCUCCGCGACAACCCCAACACCAACAGGCCCCUCCACCGCCCAAAAAGCCUACAACGAAGCCACCCACUUCCUCGGCGGCCUCAUAACGCACCCCACAAGCAGCACAAAACACACCACCAUCCUGCGCCACUCCUCGGGCAUCGUCUUCUACCGCGGCAGCACCACCUCCGUAACCAUCUCCAUUUUCUCCGACACGCCCCUCCCACCCACUCGCACGCUCUACCUUCAAAGCAAAGGCUGGAGCGGCAAAACCGGCAUGAAAACCAAAGCAUUCCUCGGCUUUACCGACUCCUGGCUAAACGUCACCCCGACACUCCCCGUGCACGUGCAGCAAGUCGACCCGAUCGACGAGCGUGCCUGGCAGCGUGACAUUGGCAAGUUUCGCAAGAAGGCAACAGGGCGCGAGAGGCAGCAUGUUCUGCGCGAGACGAUGGUGGUGAGGAUCCCUGUCGAGGCCGGGGAUGGGUACUUCCAGCUUGUGCUUUGCGGGGAUGGCGAGAACAGGAGGAAGGUUAUGUGCUAUAGUCCUGUGUUUCGGGUGUUGUCGACGAGUUUGAGUCCCAGUUCGUGUAGGGGUGCCAGUUUGUCGACGAUGCCGUUGGAGGUUGGGGCCAUGGUGCUGGGAAUGUAUGUCCAGACUGCCGCCGAGGCUGUCGUUGCGCCGGUUACUGCGGCGGUGCAGAGUAAGGUGCAGCCGUAUCAGCCGAGUGGGGUGACACAGACGGCGGCGGAGACGGCGGUUUCGGUUAGUGGGGUUGGGGAUAGAGUCGGGUCGGUGUUGGGGAUGGGAGGGGACGACGAUGAUGAAGAUGGUGGUGGUGGUGGGAGUGGGAAUGGGUUGAGGGAUGUGCAGGCGGGGUAUCAGCUUGCGUUGGAGGAAGGGCCGAAGCCGCCGUUUCCGGUGGAUCUUACAGCGAGGGUGGAGGCCGUGGAUAGUGAGGGGCUUUGGUUUAGGGUUGGUAAGGUGUCUGAUAUGGUACUGGAUCGGUAUCGUGGGUAUUUCUUUGGGUGGGCGAGGGUUGAGGGUGUUGAGGCUACGGCGGAGAGAGGACCAGGUUUAGCCUCGGGAGCGUGGCAGGGUGUCGUGUUCUCGAUUGUAUACUUUGAUCCGACGCAGCAGGAGAGAGUCAAUCUCUCGCGCACCAUGAAGAAGGUUACGACUGUGCGCUUCAUCGACGAGCCUGUAGUGCCGCUGAGAGCUCAAACGAAGCUUCAGAUCCGGAUUAUGGGAUUCCUGCGCCCGGAUGUCCCUCCGCCCAGAAGCCAGACGGAGAAGGAUCUCAUGGCUGCGCGCGAGGCAGCCGCUGAGGCGGCUAUGUUAGCUGAUGCGUGCGAUGUGUCGUAUGCGCAGAGCAUUCUUGAACAUCCCGCCUGGGCAGCGGAUAGGGCCCUGGUGUCGGGAACACGAGGUAUGGGAACCAACGGAGCGAGUGGAAGUGGAAGCGGAGGCUGGAUGGAUAGAACUAGAGAAGGUGUGGAGAACGUCAAGUAUCGGGGGCAGAAGUUGGCAGAGAAGGUUCCCUUGCAUUGGAUCGGGGUGAGGGCUCCGACGGAUGAGGCAAGGGAUAAGCAGAUUGCCGUGAAUGGGUUUUAUAUAGUUCGAGGGUGAUAUGACUGUAUUUUACUUGUACAUUAGAUGACGUAUAUACUUUAAUUUUGAAGUUGAAGGGUAAUAAUUAUAAUCAGAUUCAUGUUUUCGAAUACCAAGUUCUUGGACUGCUCACUUGCAGUGCCCCAUUCAAGCAUGAGGCGCAUGCUAUAUACUAAGCAAGGCCUAGAACUCUAUUACAGACAAGCUUUGUACUCCCAGUUCCCGUCUUUUGGAAAUGGUAUCAUCUAUCAGACCAUCCGGAGAACCAAGCGUCAAUGUUGAUCAAUGUUUGGUGGCGGUGCAACAGAUGACGGUGGACCGCGGCCCCAAAACUAUGCCCAAAAAGGAAAACAGGGUGUUCGCUCCACUCAAGCUUCGGAGUGGACCGUUCGAAGUCCCUUGAGUGUUCCUGAAAAUGAGAACGCUCCGUGUGUUUGU
Molecule: messenger RNA, 2415 nt
Organism: Aspergillus welwitschiae
Lineage: Eukaryota; Fungi; Ascomycota; Eurotiomycetes; Eurotiales; Aspergillaceae
Product: LipA and NB-ARC domain protein
Exons: 1
Coding region: 85-1995 (636 amino acids)
Source: RefSeq, a predicted model, not a curated record